Messenger RNA from Penicillium cataractarum, 834 nucleotides. It is a transcript of the gene ssuA, whose product is annotated as RNA polymerase II subunit A C-terminal domain phosphatase. Gene Ontology annotation, biological process: termination of RNA polymerase II transcription. The transcript has 2 exons. Gene Ontology annotation, molecular function: RNA polymerase II CTD heptapeptide repeat phosphatase activity. Gene Ontology annotation, cellular component: nucleus; mRNA cleavage and polyadenylation specificity factor complex. The record is from RefSeq and is a predicted model, not a curated record. Bases 1 to 834 code for a protein of 277 amino acids. Lineage: Eukaryota; Fungi; Ascomycota; Eurotiomycetes; Eurotiales; Aspergillaceae.
AUGGCGGCCUACGACCCUCGUGUAAACCUCGGAAGCACCACUCCUCAAAAUCCUCCUCCCCCUCCUCCCCCACCACCCGAGUCCGCACUCUCAGAAAUGCCUUCCACCACCGACGAGGCCGUGGACACGGCUACACCCAACACCGUCACUUCAAGCACCCCCGAGCAACCCACCGACUCAUGGAAGCUAAAGUUCUGCACAGUCUGUGCAUCCAACAAUAACCGCUCCAUGGAGGCUCACCUCCGGCUGUCCACCGCACCAACCGCGUUCCCCGUGAUAUCCUUCGGCACGGGCUCGCUCGUCCGUCUCCCAGGUCCCUCAAUCACGCAACCAAACGUGUACAGCUUCAACGUCACCUCGUACAACCAGAUGUAUGAGGAACUGGAAGAAAAAGACCCCCGACUAUACCGCCACAACGGCAUCCUGAACAUGCUGGACCGCAACCGCAAUUUGAAAUGGGGUCCGGAGCGGUUCCAGGAUUGGGUGCCCGGGCAGCCGCGUCUCGAGCAUAUUUCCAAGGAGCGAUGCUGGGAUGCUGUCGUCGACGAUUUGAUGAAUAAGGGUAAUACCUUGAAUCGUCCCGUGCAUGUGUUCAAUGUCGACAUCAAGGAUAACCACGAGGAAGCCCUGGUCGGUGGAAAUGCCAUUCUGGAUUUGGCGAACCGUCUGAAUGAGUCUGCCCUCGCGCAGCGCAAAUUGCAUGGUUCUGCCGGGUGGGAGAAUGGGUCUGGUGCGGCUCGCUUGAGCUUUGAUGAGAGUGUUCCGGAGAUUCUGGCUGAGUGGCAGGAGAAGCAUCCUAAUCUGCCGGCCUUGUGGACUCUGGCCUGGCUGUAG